AUGGCGACUAGCCAGUCAGACUCAUUCAGCAAUGAUAGUGAAAUUCCUGAUUUGUCGGGAAGGGUCGCCAUUGUAACCGGAGGGGCCAGCGGUAUUGGAAAGGCAACUUGUCACGCUCUUGCGAAGAGCAAUGCAAAACACAUCUUCAUACUCUCUCGCAAUGAGAACUCGGGGAUGGCUGCAAUGGAGGACAUCAGAAGCAAAACACCAAACCCCCAGAUCACCUUCAUAUCGUGCGAUCUCUCCUCUUUCGCUUCGAUCCAAAGAGCAGCAAACACAUUCAACCUCAUCUCUCCGCGUCUUGAUCUCCUAUUUUGCAAUGCCGCGGUCUGCUUAGUUCCCCAAGGCUUGACCCAGGACGGCUACGAAAUCCACUUCGGCAUCAACCAUCUCGGCCACGCCCUCUUGAUCAAGCUUCUCAUGCCCACCCUUCUCAAAACGGUCCCAAAGUGGCCACACGAUGUUCGGAUCAUGGUCCUCAGCACGUGCAGGUGGAAUUGGGCGCCCGAGGGUGGAAUCAUUAUCGACGACCUCCAAACCACGCAACCUCAACUCACCUCUAAAGAGCGCUACGGUCAAAGCAAGUUGGCAAAUAUUCUAUAUGCCAGAGAGCUGGCCAGGAGAUACCGGACCAUCAAGAUAAUUCCUCUGCAUCCGGGGAUUGUGGACACGGACAUCAUGUGCCGCUUACAGAAGAAGUACUUGAGGGCAGUGUACCGAAAAUUGGGACACGAAUUGCUGACUCCGGAGGAAGGGGCUAGAAAUUCCAUGUGGGCUGCUACGGCACCGAGAAAGGAGGUGUUGAGUGGAAUAUACUAUGAUCCGAUUGGAGUUGCGGGGAAGGGGCCUAAAGCUUCGAUGGAUAGGGAUCUGGCGGUAGAGUUAUGGGAAUGGACUGAGAAGGAGUUGAAUAAAUUCUGUGGAUAAACUCGACUGCAAUUGGGAAGUGGGGAGAUAUCUUUUGAUUCUUCGAGGAACUUGCACAUUGUAUAGUUGAGAGAUUCGAACUGUGGAGUUGGGUAUUUCAUGGAUGAUAGGAGAGGCCGAAGUCACCACCUUUCCUACUCCUUCUUCCAUUAGAGAAUAAUUAAGCACUGCCUAGGCAAUUUUCACAGACCCAACCAGUACCCACGCAGACAAUUGAAGCAGUGGCAGACACUAUCUGAACCACUCUUCUUGGUCUCAUCAGAAAGCCGGUCAUCCCAUCUGAUGCGACUCCUUUUUUA
Molecule: messenger RNA, 1226 nt
Organism: Amorphotheca resinae ATCC 22711
Lineage: Eukaryota; Fungi; Ascomycota; Leotiomycetes; Helotiales; Amorphothecaceae
Exons: 3
Coding region: 1-927 (308 amino acids)
Source: RefSeq, a predicted model, not a curated record